Messenger RNA from Sesamum indicum (sesame), 1081 nucleotides. Its product is annotated as Thioredoxin superfamily protein. NCBI's taxonomy places the organism in Eukaryota, Viridiplantae, Streptophyta, Magnoliopsida, Lamiales, Pedaliaceae. Gene Ontology annotation, biological process: cell redox homeostasis. The record is from RefSeq and is a predicted model, not a curated record.
UGAAAUACGAUGAUGCCCCCAAAACUUAGUUCAAAUUAAACAAUCACCCCACUUCUCCCCAGGCCGAAAGAAAUCCUCUACUCUACGAUUCCAGAACCCAAAAGAAGAAGGAAGAUGAAUUCAGCCCCAAAACAUCCUCUUUUCUGCUUAAAAUGGCCAUGGGAUCAUCAUCAAAAUCAAAACGAUACCCAUAAUCUCAAGAAUAGUCCCUGUACACUGGAUACUCCUUGGCUCUUCAAGCCAUUCAAGAAUCUUGGCGCUGUAGCCUUCAAUUUCAUCAAUUCUGCAGUGACAACGAAGUCCCACAACAGCCCUUUUCAAUUUAACCAGAAGAGAAAGAUUUUGAGCCCUGAAGAGCAAGGAGAGGCAGAGCAGAGGGCAUUUGCUGCUGCUUUAGCGAGUGGGAAAGAGGCUACGGUUCUUGAGUUUUACUCACCAAAGUGUAGACUUUGCAAUUCUUUGCUUAGUUUUGUGAUGGAGGUUGAGAAUAGGAACUCUGAUUGGCUUAACAUUGUUAUGGCUGAUGCUGAGAAUGAUAAGUGGUUGCCUGAGCUCCUCCACUACGACAUUAAGUAUGUCCCAUGCUUUGUCCUAAUGGAUAAAUAUGGGAGGGCACUUGCAAAAACCGGCGUCCCAAACAGUAGACUCCAUGUAAUAGCAGGCAUUUCCCAUCUUCUCAAAAUGAAACGCCCUCAGAGUGAUUAGAAAAUACUCCACUUUGUAGCGGAUGAACGUGGAACAUAGCAACAAUUUCAAUGGGUAUAAGAUCAUGCUUUGGACAGCAGCAGACCAUUUAUGAUCGACUGGCUAUGAAGUUACAUCUAGAGCUCACUGUUAACAACUCCAAGCUGCUAUUCUGCAGUUGUUUGAUUCCUGAAAUUGGUAUUCUGCUACAUUGUUUAUACUUUCACCUUUGUUUGGUUAGACUAUGAUAUGUUAGAAUGUCGAAUAGAUAUUCGUUAUCUUCUUGGGAUCUUGCAGGGAAUAUAAGCUGUUGACACUCUUUGUUUUCGGUGUACAGAAAUCAGAGCUCUGCUGUAAGAAUUGCAAGUUAAUGAUAUGACCUCAACAGUGAUCUGAA